Lachancea mirantina is the source of this 903-nucleotide messenger RNA. The record is from the annotation of a GenBank genome assembly. Lineage: Eukaryota; Fungi; Ascomycota; Saccharomycetes; Saccharomycetales; Saccharomycetaceae.
AUGAGUCAAGCAGUGGGAUUUAGUUGGGGGUUCAAACCUAGCACGAAUGGCUCCAGUGGAAUGGCGUCAAACGGUUGUAAAGUGAUGAAACCAAGGGUGAAAAGGCGGCUGACCAACGAAGAGUCUCAGGUGACCUUGGGUGUGAACACCAGUGUCAAUAACGUAACUAUCAACAAGUUUAAGGCCGCGGGACGGCGGAGAACUGCGCGGUCGGGUAUUCAGGGCCAAGCGUUGCCGCUGGCGCGUGCUUUGGAGCUUAUGGAUCGUGCGAGCUUGCAAGCGACACUGCUUGACCUGCUGAAAUUGCAUCCCGAAACGCAAAAAACGUUUAUGGCAUUGCAACCCGCUAGCAGAAGUGUAGAGCACUAUUGCGAGUUGCUCCAGGUGAAGUUGCAAGCGAUUUACGACAAUUUGCCUUACACGAGGCGUCACGACGACGUCGACACAGGACUCAACGAUUACGCAUUUGUUCGCGUUAAAGAUCAUGUUCAAGAAUUUCUGAACUGUCUGGUUGACUGUCUCCUGGAAAGUAUCCCUCCACAGACCCAGAACCUGUUACAAUCGUUACGAGUCCUGGAUGCCGCGACCGAUUUUUUGCAAAGGGUUCCGCAAUUUUCUACCACGACCAACAAUUACUACAAGGAUAUGUGCUACGAACAACUCGCAGAAGUAUGGGCUACCGUUGUCACCCACGUUUCCGAAGAUCUCGUGUUCUCGGCCUCGUUGGAAAACGUUUCCCAUUGGCUACAGAGACUCCAAGAACAUAAUAAUAAUUGCAGCGGGAAACUCAACAAACCGGUAUCGCUGUUCAGCAGUUUCGUAAGUCGGUUUACCCAUGUCAAACACUCCCAGAAUCCUGUCCAGGAUCAACAACCGUCUAGCAUCUGGAAUAAUCUGGUUUAG